AUGAAUCGAGUUUUUCUGUCUGAGAAAAACGAAUAUAAAGAUCGACUAGCACUGAAAGUACUUGCAGCCGACAAGGUUCAAAUUCAGUUUGCCCCUAAUUCGCAAGACAUAACUAGUACAGGGUAUAAUUGGCUUCGUCAUCCAAAUCUAAGAAACCCAUCUCCUAAAUGUAUUCCUGAAAAUAAAGCACGUAACAUCUCUUCAGAGAUGGGCACAGUUCCGUAUACCCAAAAACAUAAUGGGACAAAUGUGAAUGGGAAUACAUACGAGCUUGAAAUGGUGGAGAUGAUGAUAGACGAAGAUGAGAAAAACAUCACUGACGAAGGCGUCGUGAUGGUAGAAUCUGUCGACGAGAGUGAGGAUGACAAUUUAUGGCACGAGGUUCAAAUGUCGAAAAAACUAGUUAUUCAAAAGAAAAUUGACGAAUACGUCAACUCGUUUACUGUUCACGGUUUAACGAAGGUAAUGACUGGCUCUAAAGUAGAAUCAAUAUUUUGGGCAAUAAUGUUGUUAGGAGGAAUUAUCUUAUCUAUAGUUAUUGUGCAUGGAUUAGUUUCAAAGUUUUUAAAAUUUGGUAUAUACACAGAAAUUCGUUCUCAAAUAACAGAUCAAAAUUAUUUUCCAAGUGUAACUUUUUGUGAGAAUCGUUUACUAAUUGACUCAUAUUUUUCAUACUGUGGUGUUCGCCCGAGAUCAAAACAUGCUCGAAGUAACGUGACAUGCAAACAUGAACAUAGAAUGCCAUAUAGAAAAAUUAAAAGCGAUAACUAUAAGUACUGGUAUAACGGACUUUUUAAUAUCACAAGAUGUGUGAGUUGGGGCGGGAAAAGGUGCGCGAGUAGCAAAUACUUUAAAUCCUUAAGGUAUUUUAAUCAUUCAUGCAUAACUUGGAAUUACGAAGGAACGAUGCAUGACAUUUAUAGCCACUUUGAAAUUGAUUUUACAUUCACGCCUCCAGCGUAUCUUGAUUCACCUGUUGAAAUUAUGGCCGUGCCACAUGAUCCGGAAAUAUAUGAAAUUGAUGUAACGAGUAAAGUUGAUCUCGCACCUCACAAACAAUAUGACAUUAAGCUUGACAAGACAGUGAUUAAACGCCUUCCAGCGCCAUAUCCAUCAAAUUGCAGUAGCAAAAAGACUGGUGAUAUAUUUCCAGGAACGUACACUAGACGAUCUUGUAUUGAAUCGCAAAACUAUAUUAAAAUGUUUAAAGAAUGUGGAGAUACAUUCGAUUACAUCAGGCAAUUUAUGCCUAAAGACAUUGUGCGCCGGUACCAAAGUAAUAUGACUAUUAGACAGACAGAAAUGUGUAUAUGGCAUUUUGGACAAGAAGAGGCAAUGAAAAGUAGGGAUUGUCCAUUUCCUUGUGAAGAUUUAGAUUUAGGGAUAUUAACAGCGGUUCAUGAAAAAAAUUCAAGGAGGAGGAAAGUCAACAAGUAUGUGUAUCAUGUAAGCAUACAAUACCAGCGCGUGGACACGUAUAAAAUCAUGGAAGAGAAAGAGUUAUAUUCAUGGGAUCAAAUGGCAUGUGAAAUUGGUGGACUAAUAGGACUUGUAAUAGGUGCGUCAAUUAUAUCAUUAGUUGAGAUAUUUGCUUAUAUUUUUCUACUUAUGUUCAAAAGAUUUGUGUAG
Molecule: messenger RNA, 1629 nt
Organism: Hydractinia symbiolongicarpus
Lineage: Eukaryota; Metazoa; Cnidaria; Hydrozoa; Anthoathecata; Hydractiniidae
Product: acid-sensing ion channel 5-like
Exons: 5
Coding region: 1-1629 (542 amino acids)
Biological process (GO): sodium ion transmembrane transport
Cellular component (GO): membrane
Molecular function (GO): ligand-gated sodium channel activity
Source: RefSeq, a predicted model, not a curated record